Messenger RNA from Caenorhabditis angaria, 3701 nucleotides. The record is from the annotation of a GenBank genome assembly. NCBI's taxonomy places the organism in Eukaryota, Metazoa, Nematoda, Chromadorea, Rhabditida, Rhabditidae.
AUGGCGGCGUAUCAAGUUGGAUUGUUGGUUGAGAAAAUGUCGAGUCCCGAUAAGGUAAUUUUUGCUAUUUUUAAUUUUAGGACACGUGGCCUUCAUUUUUGUUAAAUUCUUGAAAUGUUUAUUUACUAAAACAAUUUUAAUCUAGGACUUUCGAUUUAUGGCAAUCAACGAUUUGAUGAAAGACCUUGUCUCAGGCACUUUGAGUUUGGAAGAAGAUGCAUCGGCAAAAGUGAUUCGAGCAUUGAUUCGACUCUUGAAUGAUUCGAAUGGCGAAGUUCAGAAUUUGGCUAUCAAAUGUUGCGGAAUUCUUGCACAACCAUCAAGGAUUAAACAUCAUCAUGUUGGUUUUUUAAUUUGAAUUUGAAUCACAAGGGGAAUCGUUUUAAUUACAACCUAAAAAACUGUUUUGAAUAACAAAGUUAUAUCAUUUUCUAGCCAAAAAUACAAUUUUUAGAAUAAAAUUGUGUUAUUGCGAAAUAUUUUUAGCAACUUUAUAAUAGUUGAACAGGAUCACCUAAAGAAACAAAUAUACGCAGAAUUUUUAAUUCCUAAAUCAUCGGAGGGUAGUUGAGCCUUCAGAAUCUGAUUAUCUAGGACUCUGAUGACGUCACGCUGAUCAGUGGCACAAAUUUAAGUCAAAUUCUACUCUAUUUUCUUUCAGCUCGAAUUUGCUAUCGAAGAACUCACCCCAUUCUUAUUCAACAAAUGCGAAGCUGCCAGAGAUGUUCAUGCAUUAACCAUCAAAGCUGUGAGUUAUCCAAACUCUUCUCCUCCUUCUCACAAUAGCUAAUUUGAAUAUAUCAUUUUUUUUCAGAUCAUCCAAAAUCUUGCGCCAUCUUCUGCGAAUAAUUCGAGUGCUGGAAUUGUCAAAAAAUUGUUGCCGAAAUUGACGGAUGCAUUGAGAACAAGACAAUUGGAUGAUGCGGCUAAAAUUGAUAUUAUUGAUAUUAUUGGAGAUUUGUUGUUGAGAUUUGGAGAUACUGUAAGUGGCUUGAGGGAUUUUAUGAUAAUUGGGAUGGGAAGUUAGAAUUUCAGUUCUGAAUUCAUGAUUUUUUUAAUAUUAAUAAUUCUUUUGAAAAUCGGAUCUUUCACUGGCUAAAUUUUUCCAAGCUCACUAUCCUAAUCCAUGAAUUCCCUUUUCCCAGGUUCCGGAACUCCACGAUUCAGUUCAUGACGUCAUUCUGCUUCAAUUGAAUUCUUCGCGUCAAUCAAUUCGUAAGAAAUCAACAUCCGCAUUUGGAUAUUUGGCAGCAGUCGCAACUCCAGUUUUAUAUGAUCGAAUUGUUGCUGGAUUAUUGGAUAAAUUGGGAAAUGCAAAAGGCGCUGAAAAUUGUCGAACUUUCAUAGUUGCAAUCACUUUUGUUGCAAAAUCAAGUGGCGCAAAAUUUUCAGAUCAUUUAUCAAAAGUUGUUCCAUAUCUUAUUCAAUUUCUUCGAUCUUCUGAUGAUGAUGAUUUAAAAGAAGCUGCACUUCAAGGAUUAGAAGUAUUCCUUUAUCGAUGUCCAACUGAAGUUGCCGCAUUUCAAACUGAUGUUCAACAAGUUCUUUCAACUAAUCUAUCUUAUGAUCCAAAUUAUGAAUAUGGAGAUGAAGAUGAUGACGAUGAAAUGGAUUGUGAAGAUGAUGAUGAAGAAUAUUCAGAUGAUGAAGAUAUGACAUGGAAAGUAAGAAGAGCAACUGCAAAAGCAAUUGAAGCUAUGAUUAUCUCAAAAAGAGAAUCAUUUUUAUUGUAUAUUUCGACACUUGGACCACUUUUGAUUUCAAGAUUUAGAGAAAGAGAAGAAACUGUCAGAAAUGAAGUUUUAUCUGCAUAUAUUGCACUUUUGAAUCAAUUUUCUAUCAUUAUUCCGCGCUCUGCUAUCACUUUGGUGAGUUUGGGAGAGACAUUAAUUUAAAAAAUGAAAAUUUAUUUAGCCUUCGGAAACCGAAUCAAUGCAAAUCGAUGAUGUUUCCACCAAUAUUUCUACGGUUUCUCUUUCGCCAGAACAAAAUCAAAUUGUUAAAGCUUUAGCUGAUCAAAAAGAUCGAUUGUUGAAAUCGGUUACCAGGAUUAUUAAAAAACAUAUUAAAAGUGGAUCGAAGUGUUUGGAAUUGUUGACUUCGCUUGUAAAGUGAGUUUCUGGAGUUUGAAAUUGAAGGAAAAAGGGUUUUUUGCGAAAAAAUGAAUUUGAAAUUGCCACGUAGGAGUUCACGUAAAAAAAAUAAAUUUGGUCGUUUUUUUCAUUUCAAAAAUAUUUGUGACAUUUAUUUUUAGUUUUUCGAUUUUAUUUUUCACGUCUGCACUCGAAAAUUUCAAAAUGUUUGUUUUCAGAUGUUACCCUGGAGCUCUCGAUUCGUAUUUAUCCGAUUUGAUUCCAAGUGUUUCCAAAAUCCUAAUCGAUAAACAAGCAACAGCUCAAGGUAAAAUGAUUGUGCUCAAUUUCAUAUCAAAAGCGAUUGCUCAACACGAUUCCAAAGUUUUCGAACAACAUCUCGAUUCUCUUACAAAUAUUGUCACAUUUGCAAUCGAAGAUCAAUUCUAUAAAAUCUCAGCCGAAGGUCUUAUUUUAUCUGGAAAAUAUGCGGAAGUUUUGAGAGAUUGCGGAAAUGGAGAAAAUGUGGCGACAAAUGUGGAGAAGUUGUUUGAUACAGUCAAUCGAAAAUUUGUUGCAAAUGAUACAGAUCAAGAUGUUCGAGAAAGAUCAAUUAGUUCAAUUAGUCAUAUUGUUGCAUUAUUCAGACAAGAAUUUGGUGGAAAAAUUCAAGGCGUUUUGGAAAAAUUGACGGAAAGAGUUGGAAGAGAAAUGACGUGUUUGGUUGCAAUUCGAGCAUUUUCGGAAAUCAUAUCAGUUGGAAUUUCAAUUGAUCAGAAUUUAUUGAAAACAUUACUUGGACAUAUUGUUGAAUAUUUGAAGAAAAUUUCGAGAUCUUUGAGAAUCGCUUCACUUAUUUUUAUACAAAAUUUAUUGAAUUCGGCGAUUGAAGGAAUUUUAGAAAUUCCGAAUAUGGAAAUGUCACAGGUUUUGGGAGAAUUGCCAAAUUUAUUGAAUGAUGCUGAUUUGCAAAUCACUAACCAGACAUUGGGAUGUUUGAGUAGUAAGUUUCUCAAUACUUAAUUUUUGAGAGUAUUUAAAGCAAAACACGUUUUUUUCAGCUGCAUUUGCUAGUUUCCCACAUACUGUUGAAAUGCACCUCGAUUUGAUUUUGGAGGCGAUUGUUAAAAUGAUUCAAUCAUCUCUUAUUCAGGGAGCCGCACUCAACUCACUUAUGAGUCUUUUUUCGAAUAUUGUUAAGGGAAAUUUGGAGAAUCAACCGACUUUUGUGGUGAGAUUUUGGGAAUUUUGACGAAAAUCUGAUGUGUUUUUUUUCCGAUGAAAAAUUGAAUUUAUAUUUUACAAUUGAAAAAACGUUGUCGAUCCCGAUGUUCUUUCACAAAAUCCUAUAAUUUCUUUUUUUUUCAGAAAUUAUUGGAUACAGUAACUUCGCCGGUUUAUGAUGUUCCAAAUCUUACUCGACAAUCCCAUCAUGCAAUUUCAUCGGUUGCGUCAACAAUUGCUGAAACAACAAAUGAUUUGGAAAAAUCGCGAGCAUUGGCUCAAAAAUUAGCCGAACAAUUGAUUGAUACAAGAUCGACUGAUUCGAUUCGACUUUUUGCGAUGAGUACAAUUGGAGAAUUAGGAAGAAGAUGCCCACAAGUUUUUGUUGAUAGUGCCAUUCGGUAA